This is a messenger RNA of Phaeodactylum tricornutum CCAP 1055/1, 1498 nucleotides long. Its product is annotated as glycolate oxidase. The record is from RefSeq and is a predicted model, not a curated record. NCBI's taxonomy places the organism in Eukaryota, Bacillariophyta, Bacillariophyceae, Surirellales, Neidiaceae. Gene Ontology annotation, molecular function: FMN binding; oxidoreductase activity. Bases 203 to 1498 code for a protein of 431 amino acids. The transcript has 2 exons.
GUCUCUCUCUCUCAGCGCCGCUGGACAACCAACCAACAAACAACGACAACGAGUAUCAAACAACGACAAGAAGCCGUAUCGACUCCACACCGCGCUGUCGAGUUUGCCACAAGAGAAACCCAAACCUCAACAACGUGUGUUUGGUGUAAGUGAGGGUUUGACCAGUGACGACGCACGGUACUUGCAGAGUUGUCAGUUCAGUAUGAUUUUCAACCCGCACAAGCUCGGGCUCCACAAAAUUCUCAAGCACAUUCCUCUCAAUGCCAUCUUUGAUGCCCCGUACAAGCGAAAGCUCGCCAGAGCGGUGAAUAUUGCGGAUCUUCGUUUGAUCGCCAAGUCGCGUGCGCACAAGAUGGUCUUUGACUACCUUGACGCGGGUGCCGAUGACGAGAUCAGUCUCCGGCGUGGCAAGGACGCGUAUUCCGAAUUCGAAAUGCACUACAAGGUCCUCGCCGGAAUCAAGCCUCCACUCGACUUGUCGACCAAGAUCUUUGGCCAGGACGUCACACUCCCAUUUUUCGGUUGUCCGACUGCCGGAAACCGAAUGUUUCACUGGGAAGGGGAGACAGCGGCGGCCAAAGCUGCCGAACACCACGGAACCAUGUACGGACUCUCUUCCCUCGCAACGACCGGUAUUACCGAAAUUGGCGAGCUAUUCAACGGACCCAAGGUCUUUCAACUUUACGUCUGGAAAGACCGUGAACUCGUCAAGGAUGUCCUCGCCAAAGCCAAGGAAGGAGGCUUCAACGCUUUGGCCCUCACCGUAGAUUUCACUUGGUACGGAAACCGUGAACGUGAUAUCCGUAACGACUUUUCCAUUCCACCCAAGUACAACAUCACCCAGACCAUUGAAGCCAUCCGAAAGCCGGCCUGGACCUACGACUUUCUCUCACACGAACCUUACACCUAUGCCUGUAUCAAUACCGACGUUCCGGCUGACUCACUCGCCGCCUUUGUCAACAGUCAGUUGUCGCCCGAGUUCAGCUGGUCCGAUGCCGAAUGGCUUUUGGGCGAAUGGAACGGACCGGCCGCUCCCAAGGGUGUUGUCCGUCCGGAAGACGCCAAGAAAGCCAUCGAAAUCGGCUUCUCCAGUAUCUGGGUUUCCAACCACGGUGCCCGACAGCUCGAAACCUCACCCGCGACAAUUGACGUCCUCCCUUCCAUUCGUGCAGCCGUUGGUCCAGAUGUCGAAAUCAUUAUGGACGGUGGUGUACAGCGCGGUACCGACAUUUGCAAGGCCUUGGCCUUGGGUGCCGACGCGGUCGGUGUCGGGAAACCGUACCUCUGGGGACUCGCCGCUGGCGGUACCGCCGGUGUCAUCAAGGCCUACGAUAUUCUCAAAGUGGAGCUGGACCGUGCCAUGGGUCUACUGGGAACACCGACCGUCGCCGCUCUGAAAAAGGAAGGCCCUUCGCUCAUCAAACGACGACCCGGUAGUGCUCGUGAUUACCCCGACAUGUACGCCUACGAACGUGGCUACGGAGGUGGUGUGGUAUAA